Messenger RNA from Arachis ipaensis, 675 nucleotides. NCBI's taxonomy places the organism in Eukaryota, Viridiplantae, Streptophyta, Magnoliopsida, Fabales, Fabaceae. The record is from RefSeq and is a predicted model, not a curated record.
AUGGCACUGAUAACUCGGCCACAUACGUUACUCCACUAUCGUUCUUGUUAUUCUUCGCCAUUCUUCAACCAACCACUUUCCCUUCCAUUCCCCACUCGCGCCACGCGCCUCCGCUCAUUUUCAUGCGCCACAAACAGCAACAGCACCCUUUCCAAUUCCAUUGUGGCCGAUUUGCUCGAUUAUCUGAACGAAUCAUGGACCCACUUCCACGCCACCGCCGAGGCAAAACGCCAACUCGUGGCUGCGGGGUUUCAGCUUCUUAAGGAGAACGAAGAAUGGGACCUUAAGCCCGGUGGACGCUACUUCUUCACCAGAAACAUGUCUUGCUUAAUUGCUUUCGCCAUUGGACAAAAGUACAAUGUUGGUGAUGGUUUUCAUGUCAUAGCUGCACACACGGAUAGUCCUUGUCUGAAGCUGAAGCCAAGAUCUGCAUCGACCAAAUCGGCAUAUUCGAUGGUCAAUGUGCAAACCUAUGGAGGUGGAUUGUGGCACACUUGGUUUGAUAGGGAUCUGAGUGUUGCAGGGAGGGUCAUUGUGAGGAGUGGUAGUGGUAAUGCUUAUCUGCAUAAGCUUGUCAAAGUGAAGAGGCCUCUGUUGCGCAUACCCACCCUUGCCAUUCAUCUUGAUCGAUAUAUUCGUUCUAGUUGCACUGAGUUGAAAUGCUUCAAUGAUUAG